Ctenopharyngodon idella (grass carp) is the source of this 4017-nucleotide messenger RNA. RefSeq names its product dystrobrevin, alpha (gene dtna). Gene Ontology annotation, cellular component: synapse; plasma membrane. The record is from RefSeq and is a predicted model, not a curated record. Gene Ontology annotation, molecular function: zinc ion binding. Lineage: Eukaryota; Metazoa; Chordata; Actinopteri; Cypriniformes; Xenocyprididae. The transcript is spliced from 23 exons. Gene Ontology annotation, biological process: synaptic signaling. The coding region runs from base 203 to 2368 and encodes 721 amino acids.
CAUUACGUCACAUCAGAGCAAAUGAGCAGAGGAGGUCUGAGAUCCGCGGCGCUCUCUGCCGAGUCUAAUGCUAGUGAAAACAGACUUUUUUAUUUAUACGCGGAAACUGUCGUCGAUAAAGUGCAUCGUUUUAGCGCAGAUGGGCUUCGCUGAACGCAGAGGAACAGAACUGAAACCCGUUUUGACGAUGACAGGCGUUUGAAUGAUUGAAGAGUCGGGCCACAACAGCAGCACCAUGGCAGACAGAAGACUACUGUUUGCUGAAAUGCGUGCGCUAGAUCUGGACUCCAUCAGAUUGUCCACAUAUAGGACAGCAUGCAAGCUGAGAUUCAUUCAGAAGAGGUGCAAUUUGCAUUUGGUGGAUAUCUGGAAUAUUAUCGAGGUGUUCCGGGAAAACAGACUCAACUCCAUGGACCUCAACACAGAGUUCUCAGUGUCACAUUUGCAAGCAAUACUGUCCACCAUCUUUUACCAGCUGAACAAGCGCUUGCCCACAACCCACCAGAUCAAUGUAGACCAGUCCAUCUCGUACCUCCUCAACUUCCUGCUAGCGGCCUACGACCCGGAAGGUGUGGGAAAGAUCUCUGUUUUUGUGGUGAAGAUGGCCCUGGCUGCCCUCUGUGGAGGGAAAAUUUUGGAUAAACUAAGAUAUGUAUUUUCACAGAUAUCGGACCCAAACGGUAUAAUGAUAUACUCACAGUUUGACCAGUUCCUAAGGGAGGUGCUGAAACUGCCCAUGACGGUUUUUGAGGGACCAUCUUUUGGGUACACUGAGCAGUCCACAAGAACCUGCUUUCCACAAGAGAAAAAGGUCUCGCUCAAUGUGUUUCUUGACACAUUCAUGUCGGAUCCUCCUCCUCAGUGUCUGGUUUGGUUACCGCUGAUGCAUCGGCUGGCAAAUGUUGAAAAUGUCUUCCAUCCUGUGGAGUGCUCCUACUGCCACAGCCAGAGCAUGAUGGGAUUCCGCUACCGUUGCCAACAAUGUGAUAAUUACCAACUUUGCCAAGAGUGUUUCUGGAGGGGCCAUGCCUCGGGCAGCCAUAGCAACCAGCACCAGAUGAAGGAGUACAUGUCAUGGAAAUCUCCAGCUAAGAAGUUGUCGGACGCUCUCAGCAAAUCUCUGAGUUGUGCCUCAAGUCGAGAGCCUCCUUACCCAAUGUUCUCGGAUACACCUGAGAAACCGCUCAACCUCACUCAUGUUGUGCCUCCCAGACCUGUGACCAGUGGAAAUGAAUACAUGCUCUCUCACUCCAUGCCUUCCUCAGGAAACCCUUACUCCAGCAAAACAUGCGCUCAUGAUGAGACAAAGCAAACGAAGCUGUUUUCCCGUACGACCCCAGAUCUUUUAAAAGGGAAAGGGGUUCAGUACAGCCUCGAUAUUGCGGAUAGGCUCGCUGACGAGCACAUACUUAUCGGACUUUAUGUGAAUCUCCUCCGAAAGGACCGUUCAUGUUUCCAGGAGAGCAGCAAAAACCAAGAUGAUGAGCACUGCCUCAUUGCCCGUUACGCCUCCCGAUUGGCUGCUGAUGGAGCUGCAGCGAAGACCAGAGUCCCAGCAGACAUCUCUCUCUGUCUGGACACCAAUAAACAGCAGCGGCAACUAAUCGCUGAGCUAGAGAACAAGAACAAGGAGAUAUUGCAAGAGAUACAACGCCUGAGACAACAACAUGAAGAAGCUUCCCAGCCUCCGUUAGACAAAAACCAACAAAACCCAACGUUACUGGCUGAACUGAGACUGCUCAGGCAGAGGAAGGAGGAGUUAGAGCAGAGAAUGUCGGCCCUUCAAGAGAGCCGUCGAGAACUUAUGGUCCAACUAGAACAGCUCAUGCUUCUGUUAAAGGAAGAAGAGCUAAAAAGAGCUAACCAAGGCCCUGGCCCCUCCCCUCGCUCCUCCCCCAGCCACACAUACAACACAUCCAUCCAAUCAGUAUCCGGCAAUACCACACCCAUCCCCAUGCCCGUCCAAUCAACAUCCGGCAAUACCACACCCAGUCAGACGCCUCAGGACUCGCUGAUGGGCCUGGGAGGAGAGGUGCAGCAGGCCUUCGCUCAGGGCUCCAGAAGGAAUUUAAGAAAUGAUCUCCUGGUAGCUGCAGACUCCAUAACCAACACAAUGUCUUCAUUGGUAAAAGAACUGAACUCAGAGGCUGGGAGUGAAACAGACAGCAUCUCUGACCUCACAUUCCCAAUGGCAGAUGUUCUCCACUCACGGAGCGCUUCAAGAUCAGGGGCAGCAGGUAAGAUGGAGCCUGGGGAUUUCUAUGGACAUGAUCUGGAAAAGCAGCUGAACAGAGAGCUGAAGAUGGAGGAACGCCUCAGACAUACACAGGAACAGGACAAGAACGUCCUGGUGACCUUACAAGAAUAGCUGCGUUUAAAUAAGCAAUGGGAGAUGGAGCGACUCUGAAGCACUGUGCAACCAGACCUGAGCUGGAACAUACGACACUUCUGAAAAGCAUCAACUUAUAACAAUACUGUGGUACACAACCCAAUCUAUAAAUAUAGAAAUAUAUUUUUAGAAUCUACAAAAUGUUUUAAGACAAUACUGUGAACUGACUUUGGAAAUGACAAAUAAUGGAACUGUCUACAACACCGCCAGUGCCAUAAACCCAAUGAUUACGAGACUAUUUCAUUUACUUGGUGUUCAUGUGUUCAGUUUGGUUUGUUUUCGUGUGUAUCUGUUCAAAACUUGUACUGUAUUUAAAUAUCUGUUAGGCAGAGUCGGGGUGGUCUUUACUGAAGCUGCUAUCUUUACAAACAACAUCUUUUAUUGUACAUUAAGCGCCGAAUACCCUGACCCGAUGGUCUUUUAAAGUAUAUAAAAUACUAGGAUUAUGUUGUAGCUUGUUUCUCUUUGAGAGUGGAACAAUUUGAGACUUCGUCAUAGUCUUUGAUACACAAAUACACUGCCUUAGCUUAUUAGACUAAGUUUAUUUUAAUAGGUAUGUGUACUUUGUUGCAGUUUAUUCAUUUUUAAAGACAUACAUUUUAAUUUUAAUUAAUAAGAACAGUCCAGAAACGGGUGAAUCUCAUGAAUACGUCACCAGGUCACAUUUAACUUCAAAAUCCCCAAAAUAAAAAUGCAGUAUGUUUUGCAUGAAGAAAAUGAAGCCUGUUUUUAGGACCAUUUAUAUUUCUGACAUUGUGACAUUAUGUUAAUUGUAAUACAACACUUUUAUUUAUAUCAGCCUAAAUUAAAGGUUAAAGCUUCAUACUAGCUUCAUAUAUAUACUUUACAAUUUUAAUAAUAUCAUUAUAUAUUUCAUACUAAAUAAUACAUUUCGUAAUGUGUCAUAUAUGAUGAGAAUGAGAUUUUUCUUGCAUUACAAUAAUAAUUUGGCAGUAAAACAUGUACAUCGUUACGAAAACAAUGUUGCAUUGCAAAAAAAUCUUACUGGUUCUUCAUUCUCUUUAUGCAAAAUUUGAUUUUUAUGCUUUCUUUAAGCAACUUUUUUUUUCUUUGGAUUUUAGAGUCAAAUAUGACCAGGGCAUGUUUUUGACAGGUUUCAUGCAAAACUUUGUACCUCUGGAUUCAAAGGAAAAUAUUAUUUGACUCCAAGGGGAAUAUUUACCAUGCUCUGUUAUUUAAUUAGCAAAAAAAAACAAUGAAAUGCAGACAUUUGCAGGCGUGACAGCAUCUGACACUACUGAAUGUGCUGUUAUGUUGUUCAAGGACUGACAAGAUGCCUUUUACAAAAGCAUAUUUUUGGUGUAAGAUAUGUUGAUUUAGAACAUAAUUAUCAUGCUUGGAUUGAUUUUGUUGGUGAAUAUGAAUUCCUUGUAAAGAUGUCCACUAUACUAGUUUGGUUUGACCAUCUCCAGACUCUUUCAUUGAUGUUUUUUCUUUGAUAUGCUACUGCCACACUGCAGUGGUCACAUUGAUCUCAUAAUUUACUCAGAGCAUUGCUUUUUCAGACAACAAAAACAGCAUCCGCACCCUGCUGCCAGACGUUGCACUUUUCAGUGAUUUUGCAUGGUCCUAAAGAAAAAUAAAAAUAUUAUGUUGUACAAAUAUCA